ACAAGGGUGUGGAAAUCUCUCUCUAGUAUAUUUAAGCAAUAGUACAUAAUGUGUCAAAAUGGACAAUGUUUGCUAGCGGUGGGUUUAGAUCGUUACAAAUGAUAUCAAAACCAUACACCAAGCGAUGUCCCAACGAGAACACUGUAUCCCCAACGAGGAUGAAUGAGGGGUGGAUGCUUGGUGUCCCAACGAGGACAUUGGGCCUUCAAAGAAGGUGGUGGAUGUUCAGUGUUCUAGUGAGGACGCUAGCCUCCGAAAAUGGUGAAUUUGAAGGGGUGGAUGCACGGUGUCCCAACGAGACUAUUAGACCUGAAGAGAUUGACCAAGAGAAGAGAGGUGGAUGGUGAGAUGUAUGAUUUUAGGGAUUUUUUUUUUUUUUUUUUUUUUUCCAAUUACUGUGCCAUUUGGUAUUUAUUUAAAGCAAUGGAGCCAUCUCCCUGUCCGAAAGAAACAGAGGAAUAGCCGCCUCCUUUCAUGAAUCACAAUUCCCCUUCAUCAUUUCUUCCAAAAUUUCAAUGAAUUCUUCGUUCUUUCACUCCCAAAACGCCGAUUUCUCGCCGGAAUCUUCCUUCGGCUCCUUCGAAUCACUGCUAUGGGAAGGUUUCCAAAUCAACGACAACUCUCUGCCCUUCAACGAGAAUGAUUCCGGCGAAAUGCUCCUUCACAGCUUAAUCUCCGAGGCUGCCGGGUACCCACCGGAGAUUUCCCUCCGGCAGGCUCCGAUCAAAGACGAGGAGGUCGAUUCCCUCGGAGAAGAAGAACCCCACAAGCGAAAAUGCUACAGAGGAGUCCGCCGCCGGCCAUGGGGAAAAUUCGCGGCGGAAAUACGGGACUCGACCCGAAAUGGGGCUCGGGUUUGGCUCGGAACAUUCGACAGUGCCGAGGCGGCUGCUUUAGCCUAUGAUCAAGCUGCUUUUUCAAUGAGGGGUUCCACCGCCGUUCUUAAUUUUCCAGUGGAAAGAGUUCAGGAAUCGCUGAAGGAAAUGGAGAUGAUAAACUCCAGUGAAAACGGCGGCGACGGCGGAUCUCCGGUGGUGGCGCUGAAGAGAAAACACUCGAUGAGGAAGAAAUUCACAAGGAGAAAGAGCAAAGAAAGAGAUGGGAGUGGAACGAUUGAGAAUAAUGUGGUUGUUUUGGAAGAUCUUGGGCCUGAUUAUUUGGAAGAACUUCUAGAGUCGUCGGAGAAUCUCCGGCCAUAGUCAAUUUUUUCCACCGUCUCAACCUCUUCCCAUUUUUACCAGAAGAACAUCAUAAAUUUUGGUUGAUUCAUUAAAAAAACAGACACCUCCGUCAUCAACAUUUUCAAUAUUACGCUCAUUUAUUAAUAGAGUUUUCAAGAUUUUGUAUAGUUU
Messenger RNA from Cucurbita maxima (winter squash), 1352 nucleotides. Its product is annotated as ethylene-responsive transcription factor 1B-like. Bases 516 to 1199 code for a protein of 227 amino acids. Gene Ontology annotation, molecular function: DNA binding; DNA-binding transcription factor activity. The record is from RefSeq and is a predicted model, not a curated record. The transcript has a single exon. Gene Ontology annotation, biological process: ethylene-activated signaling pathway; regulation of DNA-templated transcription. NCBI's taxonomy places the organism in Eukaryota, Viridiplantae, Streptophyta, Magnoliopsida, Cucurbitales, Cucurbitaceae.